Messenger RNA from Manacus vitellinus (golden-collared manakin), 444 nucleotides. It is a transcript of the gene PEA15, whose product is annotated as proliferation and apoptosis adaptor protein 15. Gene Ontology annotation, molecular function: protein binding. The record is from RefSeq and is a predicted model, not a curated record. NCBI's taxonomy places the organism in Eukaryota, Metazoa, Chordata, Aves, Passeriformes, Pipridae. The transcript has 2 exons. Gene Ontology annotation, biological process: regulation of apoptotic process. The coding region runs from base 34 to 444 and encodes 136 amino acids.
GUGUGUGACACGUGUGUCCCUGUCUGUCCAGCCAUGGCCGAGUACCGCGUCCUGCUGGAGGAGCUGGCCCAGAACAUCACGGCCGAGGACCUGGAGCAGCUCAAGUCGGCCUGCAGGGAGGACAUUCCCAGCGGGGAGGGCGACGCCAUCAACACCGGCCAGCACUGGUUCGACUUCCUGGAGCGCCACAGCAAACUCUCCCCAGCCAACCUGUCGUACAUCGAGCACAUCUUCGAGAUCUCACGCCGGCCGGACCUGCUGACCCUGUAUCCAUGUAUCCUAUAUCCAUGUGUCCAUGUAUCCCUGUGUCCAUAUAUCCAUGUGUCCAUCUAUCCUAUAUCCCAAUAUCCCAAUAACCCUAUAUCCCUGUAUCCCUGUACCCCACAGCCAACCUGUCGUACAUCGAGCACAUCUUCGAGAUCUCUCGCCGGCCGGACCUGCUGA